Molecule: messenger RNA, 3786 nt
Organism: Penicillium coprophilum
Lineage: Eukaryota; Fungi; Ascomycota; Eurotiomycetes; Eurotiales; Aspergillaceae
Product: cohesin subunit SMC1
Exons: 8
Coding region: 1-3786 (1261 amino acids)
Biological process (GO): sister chromatid cohesion
Cellular component (GO): chromosome; cohesin complex; nucleus
Molecular function (GO): ATP binding; ATP hydrolysis activity; DNA binding
Source: RefSeq, a predicted model, not a curated record
AUGCAUCACUCCAUGGUUCUUAAAUUUCUCGGCGUGUUGCUCCCUCAGGAAGCCGCUGGCAAUAUGGGAAAACUCAUUCGUUUGGAGCUUUUCAACUUCAAGUCCUACAAGGGACACCAUGUCCUCCUAUUCGGCGAUGCGUAUUUUACGUCGAUCAUUGGCCCGAACGGGUCUGGCAAAUCCAACUCGAUGGAUGCUAUAUCUUUCGUUCUAGGAAUCAAAUCUUCUCACCUACGAUCGACCAAUCUUCGUGAUCUUGUGUAUCGCGGCCGUGUUCUGCGCACAUCCAAAGUCGACGGAGAGCCUGCUGCUGAUGGACAGGAUGGCGAGCAAGAGGAGGGAAUGGAGAGCAUGGAUGUCACCCAAGAUGCCGGUGGAAACGACCCGAAGUCCGCUUGGGUUAUGGCAGUCUAUGAAGAUGAUGCAGGCGAGGAGCAGCAAUGGCGCCGAUCUAUCACUAGCCAAGGUGUUAGCGAAUACCGUAUCAACAACCGAAUCGUGUCCGCCCACCAAUACAAUGAAGCCCUGGAAGAGGAAAACAUCCUGAUCAAGGCCCGAAAUUUCCUUGUGUUCCAGGGUGAUGUCGAGGCAAUCGCAUCGCAGUCACCCAAAGACCUUACCCGGUUGAUUGAGCAGAUCUCUGGCAGUCUGGAGCACAAGGCCGACUACGAAAAGUUGAAGGCAGAGGCGGAGGAGGCCGCAGAACAGCAAACAGUUCAGCUCAACCGUCGACGAGGCAUCAAUUCUGAAGUCAAGCAGUACCAGGAACAGAAGCGCGAGGCUGAGAACUACGCGAAAAAGGCCGAAGAACGCGACCAGGCCAUUAUCACUCAUAUCCUGUGGAAGCUAUUCCACUUCCAGCGGCUGAUUGAUGACUCCAGCGCAGAUAUUCAGAAAUACCAGGAUGAGCUCAAGGAGUACCGCCGUGGGGUUGAGAAAUAUGAGAAGAACGUCGAAGACGCCAAAAAGACCAUGCUCGAGGAGAUUGAGGAACUCAACAACUCGCUUGUGCCUGUGGACGAGAAGAUUGACAUCACCCAGAAGAAAGUUGAGAGAUACUCCUCGAAGAUCACUGAAAUUGAAAAGGAGCGCACGUCACAAUCAAACAAUGGCAGGCAACUCGAAAAGGAUCUCAGGCUUGUCGAGAAAGCUCAGGCUCAGUGGGAAAUCGAAUGGCAGAAGAUGAUGAGCAAGAAGGGUGUUCAGUUGAGCGAAGCCGAUCAGCAGGAGUACCACAAGCUCAGAGAAGAAGUCAACCGGCGUUCAUCGGCUGACUCUUUGAACCUUGACAAUCUGCGCCGGCAGAGAAAGACUGAAGCUGAAGCGGUCAACAGCUUGAAGGGCAAGUUUGAGAACACUGAAUGGCAAUUGAAAUCGGUUGAAUCCGAUGUUCAGAACAUGAACGAACGCAAGUCGUCUUUAAAUGACAUCGUCAAGUCCACCUCCAAAGAUAUCGAUCGUAAGAAGAAGGAGCUGAAUGCAUUGACCUCUGAGCGGUUGAAAGUCUCGCAAAUGCGGACAGAGCUAGAGGAAAAACUUCAGGUCGUGCUAAGGAAACUUCUCGAGGCCGAUGAUGGUAAGAAGCAAACCGAACGCGAACUCAGGACCAAGGAGUUGAUCUCAGCCUUGAAGCGCAUCUUCCCUGGUGUCAAAGGCCGUGUCAGUGAUCUUUGCCGACCGAAGCAGAAGAAGUACUCCGAUGCAGUCAGCACCGUACUGGGUCGACACUUUGACGCCAUUGUUGUGGACAAUGAGAAGACCGCAAAGGAGUGCAUUCAGCACCUGCGCGACCAACGAGCUGGCCAGGCCACAUUCAUCCCGCUGGAAACCAUUCAAGUCAAGGCAUUCUCCUCAAACCUGAAGGGCAUGCAUCGAGGCAUGCGCCCUGCCAUUGAGACCAUUGACUACGAUGAUUCGGUUGCGCGAGCAAUCAGCUACGCAUGCGGCAACUCUAUUGUUUGCGACGAUCUGGCGACAGCCAAAUAUCUUUGCUACGAACGAAAUGUGGACGCGAAGGCGGUCACCCUCGAUGGAACUGUCAUCCACAAGGGUGGUCUCAUGACCGGUGGGCGUGGUCCCCAGCAGAAUUCCAAGCGUUGGGAAGAUUCCGAGGUCGAGAACCUGUAUAAAUUGAAGGAGAAGCUCAUGGGCGAUCUUGCGAAUCUCCCCAAGAGUCACCGUCGGGGCUCCGAGGAAGAGACACUACAGGGCGAGCUCGUCGGUCUCGAGCAACGCCUCAAUUACUCCCGUGAUGAGUUGAAGGCUCUUGAGAGGAACCUCGAGAGCAAACGUAGCGAGCUGGAUUUCAUCAAGCGCCAGAUGGAGGAACUGCGACCUAAAUACACCGAGCGUAAAGAAAAUCUUGACGAGCUAGACGAGACAAUCGAGACGUCCCAAGCUUCGGUCAGCACUGUCGAGGAUGAGAUCUACCGCAAGUUCUGCAAGCGUUUGGGUUAUGACGACAUCCGAGAAUAUGAGGCCCAGCAGGGCUCUGUGCAGGAAGAGGCCGCACAAAAGAAGCUUGAGUUCACCACCCAAAAAAGCAGAAUCGAAAAUCAGCUCAGCUUUGAGAAACAGCGUAUCCAAGCAACUGAUGACCGAAUCAACGGCCUCAAGUCCCAAUACGAGCGCGACCAGAGCUUGAUUGAAGAAUUGCAAAGUCAACAAGAAGAGAUCCGCAACCGGCUCGAUGAGUUUGAAGCGGAACUUGAGCUCCUCCGAGAGGCCCUCGAGAAGCAGAAGGAAAUCUAUGGUCAAUCAGCAGAAAAUUUGGCCGAGCAACGCCGUGAACUCCAGAAGCGCAGUAAACACGUUGAAGCAGCAUUGAAGAAUGUCAAUGCACUUGAAGCUGAGAUUCAAAGAAAUUCUUCCAGUCGUUACACUCUUCUGCGUCGGUGCAAGCUUGAAGACAUCGAUGUCCCUUUGACUGAAUCUUCCAAUUCCCUUGACAAGCUUCCCAUUGAUGAUCUUGUGCAGGCAGCAGAUCCUGAUGCUAUGGAGGUGGAUGAAGGAGAUGGUUUGGAUGAGGCUUCUCCGGUGCACGAUUACGGUAUUGAGGUUGACUUUGAUUCUCUGGGAGAGACUCUGAAAGAGGAGGCCGAUGAUAAGCUCGAGGAUGAACUGCUCGAGAAGGUUCGUGUUAUCAACAGUGAGCUUGACAAGAUGGCGCCGAAUGCUCGUGCCAUGGAGCGCCUGGAGAGUGUCGAGAACAAACUUCGAAGCACUGAAAAGGACUUUGAGGACGCCCGGAAGUCUGCACGAAAGGCCAAGGAAGAGUUUGAGUCCGUGAUGAAGACGCGGUCCGACCUCUUCAACAAGGCAUUCACCCACAUUUCUGAGCAGAUCGGGCCGAUCUACCGUGAACUCACGCGCAGUACCAAUUACCCCCUGGGUGGUCAAGCCUACCUCGAUAUUGAGGACUCGGACGAGCCCUACUUAGACGGUAUCAAAUACCACGCCAUGCCUCCUCUGAAACGUUUCCGAGAUAUGGAGCAUCUUUCAGGUGGCGAGAAGACCAUGGCCGCACUAGCAUUGCUGUUCGCUAUCCACUCGUACCAGCCGUCUCCAUUCUUCGUACUGGACGAGGUUGACGCAGCCCUGGACAACACCAAUGUCGCCCGUAUUGCCAACUAUAUCCAUGACCAUGCUGCGCCUGGCAUGCAAUUUAUCGUGAUUAGUCUAAAGACCGGAUUGUUCCAGAACAGUGAGGCCUUGGUCGGUAUCUACAGGGACCAGGUCGAGAACAGCAGCAAAUCCUUGACGCUUGAUCUUCGGAAGUACACCUAA